UUUUCAGAAUACACACAGUUUUCACACCAAGAAUACACAGACAUAAAAACAAUGGGCUCAUCUGAACAGUCUUUUUGGAGGUUUGAUUCGCCGUUGAUAUAUUUAUUUGGUGGGAUUGCUGUAAUACUUGCUCUGAUAGUCGUGGCGUUGAUAAUUCUGGCGUGUUCUCAACGGAGGCGGCGAUUGGAGGCCAACGGUAGUGGAGACAUCGAAAGUGGUGGUGAUGAUCAGAAGGCAGCGAAGGCGGUGUACAACGGUGGCGAAGGAGCAGAUGACACACCCAAAAUCGUCGUGAUUAUGGCCGGAGAUGAACUUCCGACGUACUUAGCAACACCCACCGACGUCACUUUCAGUGACACCACCACCCAUGUUUCUAACUAAUGAAUCUAGGCGUUUCCCCGGAGAUUGUAAAUUCCGAGGAGCAAAAAUUUUGAGUCUGAGUCCACCAAUUUUGUUUUUGUUAUCGUUUUUUUUUUUCGGGAAUAUGUAUCUUAGAGAAAUGAGUUUAUCUCAGAGUUUGAAUGGAUGAAAUGUUCAAGAGCAAUUGUAUAAUCUUAAAUUUGUAUGAGCUUUUUGUUGUGAUUC
This is a messenger RNA of Lactuca sativa (garden lettuce), 585 nucleotides long. The record is from RefSeq and is a predicted model, not a curated record. Lineage: Eukaryota; Viridiplantae; Streptophyta; Magnoliopsida; Asterales; Asteraceae.